This is a messenger RNA of Diospyros lotus (date-plum), 1666 nucleotides long. Its product is annotated as probable trehalose-phosphate phosphatase H. Bases 163 to 1308 code for a protein of 381 amino acids. The transcript has 11 exons. The record is from RefSeq and is a predicted model, not a curated record. Gene Ontology annotation, molecular function: trehalose-phosphatase activity. Lineage: Eukaryota; Viridiplantae; Streptophyta; Magnoliopsida; Ericales; Ebenaceae. Gene Ontology annotation, biological process: trehalose biosynthetic process.
CUCUUUGCCUUGAUUUCGUCCUCUUCUCUCUCUCUCACUCUCUCUCUCUCCUUCCCCCCCACCCCCCCCAAUUCUCCCAACUCCAUCUCAUUCUUAAUUUAACCCUUGGAUUCUUCAUCCAAGGGUUUGUUGCAUCAGUUUCCAAGUUCCAGAGCUUGCAAAAUGACCAAUCAGAAUGUGGUUGUUUCCGACGCCAAAUCCGGCAUUGGCAAGGCGGUAACCGUCCCUGCUUCACCGCUUUUUCCGGAGGCGCUGCCUGAGGAGCCCGCUUCUCCGGCCGUCUCCGAAAGAAAGCUCGCCAGUUCCUGGGUUGAUUCAAUGAGAGACUCUUCUCCAACUCGCAAUCGUAAGCCCCAACCCGAAGAUCAAACCAAAGCCUCUUGGAUUCUUCGUCAUCCUUCUGCUCUGGGCCAGUUCGAGCAGAUCAUAAAUGCUUUCGAGGGGAAGCAAAUAGUGAUGUUUCUUGAUUACGAUGGCACCCUCUCCCCAAUUGUCGAAGACCCUGAUCGAGCCUUCAUGACCAAUGAGAUGAGACAAGCUGUGAGAGACGUAGCCAAGUAUUUUCCCACCGCUAUAGUGAGCGGAAGGUGCAGAGCUAAGGUUUACAACUUUGUGAGAUUAUCGCAGCUUUACUAUGCGGGAAGCCAUGGAAUGGACAUUAAAGGACCGGGUAAAGGUGGCAAGAGCAGAAAAGUGAGUUCUGGGAAUGAAGGGCUUCUGUGCCAACCAGCUAGAGAUUUCUAUCCCAUGAUUGACAAGGCGUACAAAGCCCUGACGGAGAAAACCAAAUCCAUUUCAGGGGCUAAGGUGGAGAACAACAAGUAUUGCGUAUCUGUACACUAUCGAUGUGUUAACGAAAAGAGCUGGAGUGCAUUAGCAGAGCAAGUUAGAUCAGUGCUCAAUGAAUACCCAAAUCUCAGGCUCACUCAAGGCAGAAAGGUACUAGAGGUCCGUCCGACCAUCAAAUGGGACAAGGGAAAGGCCCUUGAGUUCUUGUUGGAAGCACUAGGUUAUGCAAAUUCUGACAAAGUUUUACCUAUUUAUAUCGGAGACGAUCAAACUGACGAGGAUGCAUUUAAGGUAUUGCGUGAUAGAGGCCAAGGGAUUGGGAUUCUGGUGACCAAGGAUCCAAAGGAAACUAAUGCUUCUUAUUUCUUGCAAGAACCAUCGGAGGUUAUGUGUUUUCUCCGACGUUUGGUGGAAUGGAAACAAUCUUUAGGAGGACGUGAAAGUCACCUGUCAGGGACAAAGAUUGAAGCGAUGAUGAAUGAUGAUCCGUUGUGUGAAUUCACAAGCCAUGGAAAUUAAUUUGGGCCAACAUGGAUUUUACAUUAUUAUUAUUAUGGAGCCCUUCAUGUUCAAAAGUAAAUUUCGGGCAAAGAAAAAAUGGAGAUUUGCCCAAAAUGUAGGGGUAGAAUAUAUAGAUCUUAACAAAGAAUUUGGAGGUGGUUGGGGGGCGCGGCGUAGGUUUUGGAGAAAUUGUAUGCUUUGCGCACCUCAUAAGGCAAGAGGAAAUUUUCCAUCUCCAAGUAACAAAAAUUAUAUCAUCUUGGUAAUGUUUGGUAUUCAACCAACGCAUGAUUAGUCAUAUUGUAGAUUGGUAAAAAGAUGUUUUUUUUCUUUUUCCUUUUGAGUAGAUAAAAGUAUUUUUUUGUUCUACACCUCU